GAAGCUUCUUUCAUUGUUCUUCUUGUAUAGUAUUCCUUUUUUGACUUUGAGACGAUCUCUUUCCCUGAAAUUGCAGGUUUUCUUCUCAUCGCAUUAUAAUAUGACGCUGUGCCUUUAUCGACAAUCUUAAUUUUGUAGAGAAUUCUCGCUGAACGGUUGUUUUGUCAAGAACUGUUGGUAAAAAGGCACAAUGCGUGCACCAUCACUGCUUGCUCAGUGCUUGCCAGGCUUGGUAACUCACGAGCGAGGAAGUCACAGCAUGUCCACCAUUUCAGAGAGAGACACUCAUCUUCCUUCACCAGCUGUCGAGAUUCUCCCUUCCAAGACAGCUCACUCCUACAAGCAUGCUGGAGAUAAUGUAGAACUGCAAGGGCUUCAUAUGUUCAAGGGAAGAAUUAGUGUUGCUGAUAUAAUCGGUUUUGGUGGUUCAGAAAUUGUACCCUCAAAGCCUGAUGGGCCUCUGAGAUCGUGGGACAGCUCCAUUGAUCUUGUUAAUGUCCUUAAGCAUGAGAUUCGUGACGGACAACUAAGCUUUAGAGGCAAGAGGGUGCUCGAGUUGAGCUGCAGCUAUGGACUUCCUGGGAUUUUCGCUUGCCUGAAGGGGGCUUGUACAGUGCACUUUCAAGACCUCAAUGCAGAAACCAUAAGAUGUACAACCAUACCAAAUGUCCUGGGCAACCUUGAGGAAGCCCGGGACAGACAAAGUCGACAACCAGAGAGCCCCCUUACUCCAUCUAGACAAACUUUGUCCCCAACAGUCCAGUUCUAUGCUGGGGAUUGGGAAGAACUCCCCACUGUUUUGUCUGUGGUUAGGAGCGAUGCAUAUGAAGUGAAAACAGGGAUGAAGUUGAGCUUCUCUGAGGAGGAUUUCAUGGAUGGAUGCAGUAGCCAAGAUGGUAGUGUAACAGGGCAGGAGUGUCCCGCAAGGCGAUCAAGAAAACUUUCGGGAAGCCGAGCAUGGGAAAGGGCUGAUGAGACAGAUCUGGGAGAAGGAGGUUAUGAUGUUAUUUUACUGACAGAGAUACCAUACUCAGUAACUCCAUUGAAGAAGCUAUAUGGUCUUAUCAAGAAGUGUGUGAGACCUCCAUAUGGAGUAAUUUACUUAGCAACAAAGAAGCAUUAUGUUGGUUUCAACAAUGGAGCGCGACACCUGAAAAGUCUCGUAGAUGAAGAAGGCGUUUUCGGAUUGCAUUUAAUAAAGGAAAUGACUGACAGAGACAUAUGGAAGUUCUUUCUCAAGUGAACAAUAGUUGAGAGGUUCCUAAGAGCAGAAUUUUUGGACUUUUAUUUGUGCUAAACGAUUAUUAUCUGUAUAAUGUGAUGAUAAGCAUCAUUCCAUCGUUUUAUAUUUUCAUUUGAAAUUUUUUUUAUUAGUAAUAAUAGUGGUGGAAAUUUGAAGAAUUAGUUCAAGCACAUA
Molecule: messenger RNA, 1417 nt
Organism: Tripterygium wilfordii
Lineage: Eukaryota; Viridiplantae; Streptophyta; Magnoliopsida; Celastrales; Celastraceae
Product: histidine protein methyltransferase 1 homolog
Exons: 8
Coding region: 191-1243 (350 amino acids)
Source: RefSeq, a predicted model, not a curated record